AUGAGUAAAACAAUUGAGAAAUCUACUGAUUUUACAGGAUUGCAUGCAGCAUUUUCUAAAUCUUUGACGGAAGCAUUUGAGAAAAACGAUGUCCAGAUAUUGAGAAAAGUCUACGACAGUUAUGCCAACAACUCGGAUCAUGAUAAAAAGGCGCCAAUGGAUCAGGCAUUCCGCGAGAUACUCAUGUUCCAGCUCAGCGACAAUGUGGACUCGAUAGGCAAGUUGGUGAAGUUGUCUGUGCAGGCGGUUCGAUCGGAAAUAGUGUCGGUCACCAUACCUGUAGUACUGUUGGGCGAUAUUUUUGAGACCGUGACUCUGGAUAAAUGUGAGAAGAUCUUCAAUUAUGUCGAAGAAAUGGUUGAGGUGUGGAAGGAAGAGAUUUUCUUCUCUUCCUGCAAAAAUAACAUAUUACGGAUGUGUAAUGACUUGUUACGGAGGCUAAGUCGGGCCCAGAACACUGUAUUCUGUGGUCGCAUACUUUUGUUCCUUUCCAAAUUCUUCCCAUUUUCGGAAAGGUCUGGCUUAAAUAUUGUUUCGGAAUUUAAUUUGGAGAAUGUCACCGAUUAUGGUGUUGAUGGCAAGGAUCUAGAUGAUACUCUGGAAGACAUUGAGGAUAUACCCAUCAAAAUAGAUUACAAUUUAUAUUGUAAGUUUUGGUCACUGCAAGACUUCUUCCGAAAUCCAAAUCAAUGUUACAGUAAGGCAUCGUGGAAAAUGUUCCAGACUCACGCCACAACAGUGCUGGAGUCAUUUUCGAGCUUUAAAUUGGAGGAUUUACGAUCAGCAUCGGCACAAUUGGAGGAUAAUAACGAUGAUCUAAACGAUAAAAUGGAUUUGGAUAUAAGUUUUACCAUGGAUUUCAAAAAUGAAAUUGAUCAGUCAGUUCAGAAGGUGGACCAUUUCUUUGCAAAAUUUCUAACCAAUCCAAAACUCUUGGCUUUACAACUGUCCGAUGCUAAUUUUCGAAGAGCAGUUUUGGUGCAGUUCCUGAUACUGUUUCAGUAUUUGCAACUAACUGUAAAAUUUAAAGCGGAAUCAAAUACAUUGACUCCCGCCCAGUCAGAUUUCAUUAAGGAGACCGAAGCAAAAGUAUAUCAGUUAUUGGAAGAAACUCCUCCCAAUGGCAAACGAUUCUCUCGCACUGUAAGACACAUGCUCCAACGCGAAGAAAUGUGGAAUAAUUGGAAAAAUGAUGGAUGCAAAGAAUUCAAGAAACCUGAGGAAAGCGUAUCGGAUGAUAAACCUCCUCCGGCAAAACGCGAACGAAAGACAUUAGGUGAUUGCCUAAGAGAUGCCAACAGACAAGGAAAAUUCUUUUUGGGCAACGAUGUCCUUACUCGUCUGUGGAACUAUUCGCCGGAUAAUCUGCAAGCUUGCAAAAGUGAAGAACGCAACUUCUUGCCCCAAGUCGAAACGUAUUUGGAAAGUUUUCGUGAUAAGACUGACACGUCAUUUGAGUGGCGUGCAUUGAGGUUGCUGGCACGACAAUCGCCUCAUUUCUUUACAUUUAUAAAUUCACCUUCAUAUAAAAUAUCAGACUAUUUGGAUGCUGUGCGAAAGCGUCUGGCCAAGGACCGUUUGGAUGCAGCAAAGCAAGCUGCUAUCAAUUCAAAUGGCACAAACGCAGAGAGCACUACUUCCUCCGGUGAAAUACAGGAAAAUCUACACGAACAAGAGGCCGAACAUGAAGUCAAUGACGAAGGUGUCCUAGAGGAUGAAGAGGAAACUAAUGACUUAGACAAAGGUGAAGAGGACAAUAAUGCCCACACAAAACCACUCACUGCUUCCAGAGAACAAAUUGAAGAGUUGGCACCUUUGAUUGGCGAUGACUGGAAGAAGUUAGGCAAGAAGUUGGGUUAUGCAGCCGAUGAGUUGCUGUACUUUGAGACGGAAAAUGCCGAUCGUGAUGGUGGAUGCGUUGCUAUGUUGGUUAACUGGUUCGCGGAUGAUGACGAUGCCAGUUUAGAUAAUCUGGCCUAUACAAUGGAAGGUUUAGAAAUCAAUACAGCUGCUAAAGCGGUCAAGGCUCUUAUAGAUCGUUUGGCUGCUAAAAGUGCUCAAAAGGAGGCUGAGAGUGAGGAGAAAAUGGAAACAAAUGAAUAAA
Messenger RNA from Musca vetustissima, 2104 nucleotides. RefSeq names its product THO complex subunit 1 (gene Hpr1). The transcript has 5 exons. The record is from RefSeq and is a predicted model, not a curated record. Lineage: Eukaryota; Metazoa; Arthropoda; Insecta; Diptera; Muscidae. Gene Ontology annotation, molecular function: protein binding. Gene Ontology annotation, cellular component: THO complex part of transcription export complex. Gene Ontology annotation, biological process: signal transduction; regulation of DNA-templated transcription elongation; mRNA export from nucleus. Bases 1 to 2103 code for a protein of 700 amino acids.